GCCACAAGACUGUUGGCGAAGGACAAAACGGCAUGGCAGUCGGGUCCUUCAGGCCUAGGAAUAAGGAUGUGCGGCGACUGAGUUGUUGUUAUGGCUUUCGACGAAGGUCCUUUUGUGUUUAGAAUAAACGAUAAUGGAGCAGGACCAAAUCUUCUAAUUCAGGUGUGCGUCGAACGAGGCUGGAGGCAGUACAGCGAAUGUGGAGCGCUAAGGGACAACUGGAAUCUGUGGUGGAGAAACACCGGGCUGCCACUUUCUCAUUACAAACAGCUCAAGACAUGGCAGUUCACAAAUCACAUCCCCAAGGGAUCUUCAAUAUGCAGAAAGGAUAAUUUGGCGCGAUAUCUAAGGUGUAUGAAAAAAAUAUACGGAACUAUCUACGAUUUUAGUCCACUGGUUUAUAACUUGCCCCUGGAGUACACUAAGCUUGUAGCAGAAUUCAGUCAGGGGAAAAGCAAAGUAAAUUCAGUAUGGAUAUGCAAACCCGUUGGUCAGAGUCAAGGACGGGGUAUAUUCCUUUUCAAGGACCUCGGCGACCUAUGUUAUGAUAGUAAUGCUAUCGUACAGCGCUACAUUCAGAACCCUCUGCUCAUCGGUGGCUACAAGUUUGAUUUGAGAUUGUACGUGUGCAUACCAUCAUAUCAUCCCUUAACAGUGUAUCUGUACAGGGAAGGUCUGGUCAGAUUUGGCACGGACAAGUACUCGAUGGCCGACCUGAACAAUCCAUUCUGCCAUCUCACCAACAGUUCGCUCAAUAAAUGGGGACCAGGUUAUAAUGAGAAAAAGGAAAGAAUUGGGCCUGGUUGCAAAUGGUCCCUGAAACAGCUGCGUCACUACUUCCACCAGACCAAAAUCUCGGACUGGCUGCUGUGGCAACGGAUAUCUUCGCUUGUUGUCCUCACUGUUGUCAGCCAGCUCUCUGGCAUCCCCAAUACUGCCAACUGCUUCGAGUUCUACGGAUUUGACGUUCUCAUCGAUUCUAGUCUCAGGCCUUGGCUGUUAGAAGUAAAUUUGAGUCCUGCACUCGGAAAUGACUGUGAUAUAGAUCAGAUUGUGAAGAAACCAAUGUUGCAUGAUAUGUUUGAUCUUCUUGGUCUACCUAUGUGUAACACAGGACUUUCACUCUUCACAAUAUGGUCCAGUUCAAGCAACGAUGAUCAUCCAGAAUCAGAAAAUGAAGACUGUGAAGAUGAGAACAGCAGAGAAAGGGAGGCGCAGUCUUCGGCCCUGAGCGUGGUAGCGGCUGCGAGCAGAUGGAAAAGAAGGCAUCAACAGAAGAAUCAUAAUUCAACACACAGUACAUCUGUACAAAGAACUAGGAAGAAAAGUGCAAGUCUUCAGACAACCAGGCAUCAGAGUCUUGCUGGAUGCUCAGGAAAAAUAGAUUCAAGUAGUAGGAUGCCCUGUGGAAGAAAAUCUAUGACACAUAGUACUGGAACAAAAAGUCCCAUCAAAUGUUCUUCCAUUAAUCAAAAUAUUGCUCAGAAUUCUUACGCUUCAACAGCCUUAGGUUAUGGUGAAGAUGAUGACAAUAACCAUAGAUUAAUAAAUGGCAAGAAUUCACAGGAUUCAGAUGAUGCUUGGGUGCAUUAUAAUCCGUUACUGAUCGAUCGCAGUAGAAAUCGAACCCACGGCUUCCGCGGUCAGAACAAGUACCCGCCACCGAUGUUGUGGGGUAACGGACGUGACUGGAGAUCUCCUCCAGUGUCUGAAGGAAACUGGAUCAGGUUAUAUCCUUUGGGACCCACAGCUCAGUGCACUAAGCAGGAACCACAAGAAAUUCCAACAAUUCCACAUGGGGACAAAGAAGUGAAAAACAUAGUUGCAGCUGUCCAUAAGUACUCCAAAACAGCGAGGGAGAUAUUUAAACUUAAUCCAACAUUUUCAGAUGAAUCAUUCAGUUCAAGUAUGAAGCAGACACUUGGAAUGACAUCUGAAGUAUGGUUACCUAGCAAAUAAAUAUACAUAAAUGAUCGGCUUCUUAUAUCAGAAUAUAUUUCCUUUUCCAGUUGAAAGUGGUAUUUUUGACUGACAACCCAAUCUGCUGAAAUCCUACGAAUUGUGUGAUGAAGUACUAUGUCAGUGUUUAACUGGAAAAAUUAAACAAAAUCGUGACAAAGCAAGGUAUUACCUGGGAUAAACUUCAGUAUACUCACCCAAUCUUCAAUGAGAAGCCUACCAUUCUCCAGGUAUGUCAGUUCAUCUUUUGUCAUGUAAAUCCCUUAUCUGAAAGAUACAUUACUAUUGUUUGGAAACAUCUUGUCUUGCUCACCCACGCUAUCUUCACGCCACUCAUCCUUCAUUCUCUUUUAAUACUUCCAAGGGCAGUGGUAACAAUAUGUACCACCUGCUUUAAUAUUCGAAAACUGCAUUUUGCCCACAGAGUAAACAGAGAUUAUUUCCCUAACCACUUAAUCAUCGUCAUGGAGACGGGUUGCAUUUUCUUUGAGGUAGGAACUGAAGGUUUAUAUGUUACUCAGAUGAGCUUCAGCCUCAGAAGGUUAAUCAUUCAAAGGUGACUCUGAAUACAAGACUAGUAGGCCAUGCAGGGUAACUCUUAUGUUAACGUAGUGAUCUAAGAUUCCCGUCUCUUUUGUGACCCUUAUCAAUUACCGAGGAUAAAUGUGUCAAGUCACAUUAAAAAUUGCGAAAUAAUUGUGUCAUCCUAUUUUAAGGUAAUAUUCUGGAAUUCUUUUGGAGGGAAUGAGGAGUAUGAGAAACAUGUUAUAACAGAUAGAACUGGCUUUUCUGUUCUCUUAAUUUAUGUUAAGGUUUCUGGCAGAUGUGAUAAUAAU
Messenger RNA from Zootermopsis nevadensis, 2795 nucleotides. RefSeq names its product putative tubulin polyglutamylase TTLL2. Gene Ontology annotation, cellular component: ciliary basal body. Lineage: Eukaryota; Metazoa; Arthropoda; Insecta; Blattodea; Termopsidae. The record is from RefSeq and is a predicted model, not a curated record. Gene Ontology annotation, biological process: microtubule cytoskeleton organization; protein polyglutamylation. Gene Ontology annotation, molecular function: tubulin-glutamic acid ligase activity; tubulin binding.